Closterium sp. NIES-65 is the source of this 1413-nucleotide messenger RNA. Lineage: Eukaryota; Viridiplantae; Streptophyta; Zygnematophyceae; Desmidiales; Closteriaceae. The record is from the annotation of a GenBank genome assembly.
AUGCGACCGUUACUGUGCGUAUUACGCGUAGGGUGGUCCGCCUUGUUUGCUGGCGAGAGGGGGGCGACGGCCGACGACGUGAUUCAUUUCUUAGCGGAGGCAGCACCUGAGGCUACGUCACGGCUCAUCAGGGCUGGCCUAGCCACUGCGACCCACCAUAGCUCUGGUGAUGGGACCCAAGGGCCUCAUCAGCCGCCUGCUCGACUCCAGACCUGCAUUGCCUGCCCCACUCCCCCUCCUCUCUUCCCACUCUCCUCCCCCCAGUGCCCCACGAUAGCGCUGGUGAUGGGUCCCAAGGGUCUCAUCAGCCUACCCCACCAUAGCGCUGCGCCCCACCAUAGGAGCCCCACCAUAGCGUUGGUCAUGGGUCUCAAGGGUCUCAUCAGCCGCCUCCUCGCACCCAAACUCAUCGGGGUCUGUCCUGCAUUCGCGCUGGACAUUGGGCCCAAGGGCCUCAUCAGCCGUAAUGCACAGCGCGCUGCUCUUAGCGGCACUACGAACGAUGGUGGGGUGGAGAAUGCUACGGCUUCAUCUCAUCCUUCCGCGCCUCCUUUGCCCGUCGGGGGUGGUGGUGAUGGCGAAGGCAUACUCUCUACUUCUUCCGUGCCUACUCUGCCCGUCGGGGGUGGUGGUGAUGUCGAAGGCAUGCCCUCUACUCCUUCCGUGCCUCCUUUGCCUGCGGGGGUGUUGUUCAUGGACAUACCGUCUCGGAAGAUCUUCUACUAUGUAACAACACGUAAAGGGGUGGAUGAUAAAUCGUCGGUGCGAUUGGAGCGGAUGGCAUUCGACAGAGGGGUUGAUGAGUUGAAGCUGUUGGGGUUCGAUGUGAAGGGCAUCAUCUCGGAUCAAGGGACCACGUUUAGAGGCGCUGCGGUAGAGCUAAAGCUGGAUCAUCAGGUGGAUUGGUGGCACGUGAAGAGGACGCUGUACAAUCUCUUCUGCAAGGAGCUUCAGGAUCAGGUGCGGAUGGCUGUGGAGGUGGACAAGGCUAGCUGUGUCGAGGAGCUAUGGUUGGCUAAGGGCACCGGGGCCGCGGUUAGGGGCGGCAGGUCGAGAGGGGCCAUGGCUAGGGGCGACGAGGCCAUGGCUAGGAACAGGGCCGGGCGCUGGGCAGGUACGGGGCCGGGCGCUGGGCAGGUACGGGGCCGGGCACUGGGCAGGAACGGGGCCGGGCGCUGGGCAGGUACAGGGCCGGGCGCUGGGCAGGUAUGGGGCCGGGCGCUGGGCAGGUACGGGGCCGGGCUCUGGGCAGGUACGGGGCCGGGCGUUGGGCAGGUAUGGGGCCGGGCGCUGGGCAGGUACGGGGCUGGGGCGCGGGCUAAGUACGGGGCCGGGCGCGGGCGUUAUACGGGCCGGGCGCGGGCUAGGUACGAGGCCAGGCGCUGGCGACAGACGGAGCCGGGCGCGGGCUAG